UUCUCUCUCUCAGUUUCUCUUUGCUCUUUGCACGAAGUAGCGUCACUUGCAAGCGGCGAAACAAAGAAAAACAAAGCCGAGAGCCAAACAAGUGUAAAGAAAUCCAGAAUCCGAUUUCUAGAUGGAUCCAGACGCGGUAGCGAAGGCGUUUGUCGAGCACUACUACUCCACGUUCGAUGCGAACCGUGCUGGCUUGGCUAACCUCUACCAAGACGGAUCGAUGCUCACCUUUGAAGGCGAGAAGAUCCAAGGCUCUCCGAACAUCGUCGCUAAGCUCACUAGCCUUCCUUUCAAACAGUGCCAGCAUAGAAUCACAACCGUCGAUUGUCAGCCAUCUGGUCCUGCCGGUGGCAUGCUUGUCUUUGUCUCUGGUAACCUCCAGCUCGCCGGCGAACAACACGCUCUCAAGUUCAGUCAGAUGUUCCAUUUGAUGCCAACACCACAGGGGAGCUUUUACGUGUUGAAUGAUAUUUUCCGGUUGAACUAUGCCUGAAGACCAUAUCAAACUCAAAUAGUCACUGUGGCCCAAAAUGUUCAGGAUUAAAAUCACUUUUUCUUGCCUCUGCUUUUAGACGUUUGAAAUGAAAACUGUGAUUUUUGGUUGGUUAUGAUUAUGUUUAGUGUUGCAUUGUGCCCUGUUGUCUCAAAAUUCUGGAGAUGCUUUGUUGUGAUUGGUUGGAUUGGUAAAAGACGCCUAAUUAUUAAAAAUCAGAUGUUCAAGAUUUGGUAAUGUUUUUGUUGAUGAA
This is a messenger RNA of Jatropha curcas, 746 nucleotides long. RefSeq names its product nuclear transport factor 2B. Gene Ontology annotation, biological process: nucleocytoplasmic transport. Lineage: Eukaryota; Viridiplantae; Streptophyta; Magnoliopsida; Malpighiales; Euphorbiaceae. The record is from RefSeq and is a predicted model, not a curated record.